Macrobrachium nipponense is the source of this 1308-nucleotide messenger RNA. RefSeq lists its product as uncharacterized. The record is from RefSeq and is a predicted model, not a curated record. The transcript has a single exon. NCBI's taxonomy places the organism in Eukaryota, Metazoa, Arthropoda, Malacostraca, Decapoda, Palaemonidae. Gene Ontology annotation, molecular function: nucleic acid binding. Bases 1 to 1308 code for a protein of 435 amino acids.
AUGGAAGGCUCCCCACGACAGCAAUUAAGUGCUCAGACACGAGAAGUCAUAUUCAAUGUCCACGAGUACUUCAAAAGGGAGAAAGAAAACAAAACUGUUAUGCAUGGCUUUGACAAGGCAGUACAACGUACAAUGGAUGCAACUAAGCAGUGCAGAAGUACGAUAUAUCGCAUUUGUAAGGAAGGAAAAGACAACUUAGAAGAAAAUGAAGCUCCCGUUUUUAACGUAAAGAAAAGGAAAAGACCACCAACUGUAACCAACAUCGAUGGAUUUGAUCAGUGCGUUUUACGAAGGACAGUUCUCGGUUAUUAUGUCAGAAAGGAAAUUCCAACGCUGGAUAGCAUUCUACUUGAAGUCAAAGAAAAUAUUGGAUUUAGUGGAUGCAGAGAAUCUUUACGUAAGAUACUUAAAGAAAUUGGAUUUAAAUACGGAAGAGUUAACGGGCGGAAAUUUCUACUGGAGAGAAGUGAUAUUGCAAGUGCCAGGACCAAGUUCCUACGUGAAAUGAAAAAUAUUAGGGGUACAGGAAAUAAGUCUGUUAUAUUUCUGGAUGAAACCUGGAUUAAUCAGAACUAUACAGUCACCAAGUGUUGGAUGGAUGAAAGUUCGACAGGAGCAACUGGAAUAAACCCACCAAGCGGGAAAGGGAGUAGAAUUAUCAUUUUGCAUGCUGGAUCUGAGCAAGGAUUCGUGCCAAAUGCACAGUUGGUAUUCCAAGCAAAGAACGACGGUGACUAUCACCACCAAAUGAAUCACAUUGUAUUCGAAAAAUGGUUUCGAGAGCAGCUCAUACCCAAUAUACCACAACAGUCCGUUAUAAUUAUGGACAACGCAUCAUACCAUUCAGUGCAAAGUGACAAACCUCCUACCAUGGCAAGCACAAAGGGAGCGAUCCAAGACUGGUUAAGAAAUAAAGGUGAAAAUCCCCCAGAAUAUCUGACGAAGUGUGAAUUGCUUGAAAUGGUGAAAGCAGUGAAACGUGGAAAUGCUCCAAAAUAUGUCAUCGACAAAAUAGCUUUGGAAAAAGGUCACAGGGUCGUAAGGCUGCCACCUUAUCACUGCCAUUAUAGUGCAAUUGAACUCAUUUGGGCGCAGGUUAAAAACUUUGUAGCCAAAAGGAAUACAUUUAAAAUGGCAGAUCUAACAUCUUUGCUGCAAGAGGCACUGUCAUGCGUGACAGCAGAAAAUUGGAAAAAUGCCGUUACUCAUGUUGAGAACAUCAUUAUAAAAGACACAGAGAAUGAUGUUGCUGUGAAUCAGUUUGUUGAUUCAUUUGUUAUAGAAGUAACUUCAUCUGAUGAAGAAUAG